Messenger RNA from Drosophila erecta, 198 nucleotides. RefSeq lists its product as uncharacterized. Bases 1 to 198 code for a protein of 65 amino acids. The transcript is spliced from 2 exons. Lineage: Eukaryota; Metazoa; Arthropoda; Insecta; Diptera; Drosophilidae. The record is from RefSeq and is a predicted model, not a curated record.
AUGUCAGGCCAAAAAUUAUUGUUCAUUGCCCUGCUAAGCCUGAUGAUGACAGCGGCCUGGACUUUCCCCAGUCAGUCCUUAAAUGUGACGAACACAUCGUCGGCGAGAAAGCAGCUCAUCAAGGAUUUUGUGGCUAAAGUUCAGGAAUUGAUAAAGAUAUUAAUGCAGAAUUUGUUGAAACUUCCGGUCACGAGAUAG